Paramecium tetraurelia is the source of this 339-nucleotide messenger RNA. RefSeq lists its product as uncharacterized. NCBI's taxonomy places the organism in Eukaryota, Ciliophora, Oligohymenophorea, Peniculida, Parameciidae. The record is from RefSeq and is a predicted model, not a curated record. The transcript is spliced from 2 exons.
AUGAAUUUUAGACAAUAUUUAAAAAAUCAGCAAGAUAAACCUUAAUUUAUCGAACCCGAAGAUUCUAACACAUAAAAAAGAUUUCAAGAUAUAAGAUACAAACUUGAUGACUUUUAAUAACAAAAGUUAUCUUAAUAUAAUUAUAUCACAAAAACUCAGCCAAAUUUUAGUCCUGAGAAAACUGAUAGAACUUAAAACUUAAAUGUUAAAUCAAAUUAGAUCAAUAAAGUAAAUACAAAAUAUUCGCCUGGAAAUACUCAUAGACUAAAUUUAGGGUUUUUAAAGUAAGAAAAAGAAUAAAACAAUCAGCAAAUCUAAGAAAAGUAAAUCGAAUCAUGA